Molecule: messenger RNA, 1505 nt
Organism: Lecanosticta acicola
Lineage: Eukaryota; Fungi; Ascomycota; Dothideomycetes; Mycosphaerellales; Mycosphaerellaceae
Source: the annotation of a GenBank genome assembly
AUGGCCGCCAGUGCAUCCAGCUCUAGCAACGUCGUCGGCGUGCACUACCGUGUUGGCAAGAAGAUCGGGUAGGUGCACAGCUUUUGCUAGGAACAGUCAGCCUGACUAGCUAACACCGAGCAGGGAGGGGAGCUUUGGCGUUAUCUUCGAGGGCACCAACCUCCUCAACAACACGCAGGUCGCCAUCAAGUUUGAGCCGCGCAAGAGUGAUGCUCCUCAGCUCCGCGACGAGUACCGCACGUAUAAGAUCCUGGUAGGAUGCCGUAAGUGAAGCCCAACCAAUCACGUGACAUGGUGCCGGACCGUUCCGUGCGUACAACCCAGGUGAUGCAGCUCACUGACAUGCAGCAGCUGGUAUUCCCAAUGUCUACUAUUUCGGUCAGGAAGGCCUGCACAACAUUCUGGUCAUUGACCUGUUGGGCCCAAGCUUGGAGGACCUGUUCGACCACUGCGGCAGGCGCUUCUCCAUCAAGACCGUCGUCAUGGUCGCCAAGCAGAUGCUCUCGCGCGUGCAGACCAUUCACGAGAAGAACCUCAUUUACCGCGACAUCAAGCCAGACAACUUCCUCAUAGGACGUCCCAACACAAAGCAACAAAACGUCAUCCAUGUCGUGGACUUCGGUAUGGCCAAGCAGUACCGCGAUCCGAAGACGAAGCAACACAUUCCAUAUCGGGAGCGCAAGUCGCUGUCAGGAACAGCAAGAUAUAUGAGUAUCAACACGCAUCUGGGACGCGAACAGUCUCGACGUGACGAUUUGGAGGCGCUCGGUCACGUCUUCAUGUACUUCCUUCGUGGCGGGUUGCCCUGGCAGGGACUGAAAGCAGCUACGAACAAGCAGAAGUACGAAAAGAUUGGCGAGAAGAAACAGACCACGGCAAUAAAGGACCUCUGCGACGGCUUCCCGGAAGAAUUCAACAAGUACCUCUCGUACGUCCGGAACUUGGGCUUCGAGGAUACACCCGACUAUGACUACUUGAGAGACCUCUUCACGAAGGCGCUGCAGAACAACGGCGAGGUCGAGGACGGAGAGUACGACUGGAUGAAGCUGAACAAUGGUAAAGGGUGGGAUGUACCACAGCGCCCUUCCGGCGGACAUCGGGAACAAGCGAAUCCAUCCAACGCCGACUUGCACCGUAGCAACCUCAACCGAGCGUCCAACACACCCCAGAUUGACAAGGAGAAGCCUCUACCGAGCAAGCCCGGAGCAGUGAGGCAGCCGAAUGCGCAAAGAACACAGCCCGGGCGGCGACCACAAAACAGCGCAGACUUGGGCAAACGCGGCAGUGGAAUGCAACUUGAAACUCCUGACCACCGCAGUACGGCGGCACAGUUUCAGAACAGCCGAGCUGACUUGACGCGAGGGGUGAGCUCCUCCGGAGUCAAUGCUAACACCACUGCCCAGACCGGAACCCAGUCGGCUUCAAGACCGGCUCAACAGCAACAAGCACCGGAACAGAAGGAUGGCUUUGUGCAAAAGAUGCUGAAGGUCCUGUGUUGCGGUUAG